AUGGCGCCGUCCGGCGCAAAGCCGAAAAGGAACGUUCGUAUAGACUCCUUACCGUCUGAUCGUCGGAUAGCGGCAAAGGACUGCCGCCAGUGCGUGACGCGUCGCAUCAAAUGUGAUCGGUCUAUGCCACAUUGUCGCAAGUGCUCUAUUCGUGGUUUAGUGUGUCCCGGGUUCCCCCGUGUGUAUCUGAGAUGGGAUCAGGGCGUGGCCAGCAGAGGGUAUCUCUCGGGCAAGAGCCUACCACUUGUGGGAUGCAAUGCUUCUGUGCCUGGCCUGGAAUAUGUCUCAUCCUCUGAUUCAAGCUUCAUAUUAUCGCCCCAAAAUGUUUCAAUCCAGAAUGCAUCCCCGACGAGUGAUGCUGAGCUCGCAACUCAGCACCUUUCACGUUCUCUUUGCGACAAGCUUCUUCUACACUUCCUCUCAAACGUUGCUUCCCGUUUAACAUGGAUCGAUGGCCCAGAUAAUCCAUGGAGAAGCCUCGUUCUACCACUUGCCCAGCGAUCUGCCUGUCUCCGCUUGUCAAUCCUGGGUCUAGCAGCCGCCCAUCUAUCUGCCACAUCCGCGGAAUUCGAGCGGUCCUCGACUCAUCUGCAAGUUAACCAGCGUCUGCGGAAUGAAAUCCUCGGGACCCUUAGUAGGAAAAUGCAGAUCGAGUGCUCUGCAAAUUCUAUCUCCGUCGGAGGAGGCUUCCUCGACUUCUCAUUAGUGGAGAUGCUCGCCUCGAUGCUGGUUCUUUGUUAUGGAGAACUACACAUUCCGGGCUCGAUGGAUUGGAAGCUUCAUCUCCGUGCAUGCCACGCAAUCAUUGAAAGACACCAUCUGCGAAGCAUGCGGGAACUUUCUGGGGAUGUAAUCGCCAAGUGGCUAAUCAAUGAAGUCAUUGAUCUUGAGAUCUUUGGAAAUAUCUCCGCUUUCACCUUGGAGCUUGAUCCCAGCGUUAUGAUGACCUGGCCUGCUGUUUUCGAUGGCGACUUCUGGGAUUUCACGUUGCUUAUUAACGAGACUACAGUGGCUGAGAGGUCCCACUAUGCUCUUUUGAAAAGUAGCAACGGCCCUGUACAAGUAGACAUGAGAUAUUGGCACGCUAAACUGGAGAUAGCCUGCACUCGCGCGAGCAUGUUGAUCUCAUCCUUUCCUGAAGAUGAACCGUUGAAACGAACUCGCUUUCGCGCCAUCAUAGAAGCACAUUACCAUGCCUGCCUUAUCUACAGUUACCAAGCCCUUGCAUCUCAGGCCGAAGCGGCCGAGGCGAUUCAGUCAUCUUUGAACCAUCUCUGGAAUAUAGUUGUGGCUGUAACGACGGAGCCUGGACCGACCUUUGCCCAUGAUAUUUUCUUUCCUCUUUUCAUCGUUGGCACUGAGAGCCAACAUGACAAGCAAAGACAGUCACAUAUCGAGAAUCUAUUCCUGCAGUCUAUUGCUACGACCGGGUUUUGGUGCAACCAUGCCGCACUGCAAUUCCUUCAUCUUUUCUGGGAAAGUUCUAGCGACAAACACCAAAGGAGCUGGAUUCAGUUUGCCCGAAUUAAUGAGGAAGAGAUUGGGUCUUUCUUUGUGUUUUAA
Molecule: messenger RNA, 1563 nt
Organism: Penicillium atrosanguineum
Lineage: Eukaryota; Fungi; Ascomycota; Eurotiomycetes; Eurotiales; Aspergillaceae
Product: Zn(II)2Cys6 transcription factor
Exons: 2
Coding region: 1-1563 (520 amino acids)
Biological process (GO): positive regulation of transcription by RNA polymerase II
Cellular component (GO): nucleus
Molecular function (GO): zinc ion binding; DNA-binding transcription factor activity, RNA polymerase II-specific; transcription cis-regulatory region binding
Source: RefSeq, a predicted model, not a curated record